AUGAACGAGAACGCACCCAAGCCCAGCGCCGCCUCCCCAGAGCAGACCCGCGAGCUCAUCGCGCAGUUCCAGAAGGACUACGCCGCGGCGCGUGACGAGAUCGCGAAAGUCGUCGUGGGCCACGGCAACAUCAUUGACGGCGUCCUCACCUGCCUCUUCACGGGCGGCAACGCCCUGCUCGAGGGCGUCCCGGGCCUCGGCAAGACCCUGCUCAUCCGAACGCUCGCCGAGGCGCUCGACCUGGACUUCGGACGCGUGCAGUUCACGCCGGACCUCAUGCCCGCGGACAUCACCGGCACGGAGAUCGUCCGCGAGACCGAGGGCGGCGGUCGCGAGUUCGUCUUCGAGAAAGGCCCGGUCUUCACGCAGAUCCUGCUGGGCGACGAGAUCAACCGCGCCACGCCCAAGACCCAGUCCGCGCUGCUCGAAGCGAUGCAGGAGAAGCGCGUCACCGCCGCCGGCCACACGCACACGCUCCCCGAGCCCUUCUUCGUGAUGGCCACCCAGAACCCGCUCGAGCAGGAGGGCGUCUACCCCCUCCCCGAGGCCCAACUCGACCGCUUCAUGCUCAAGCUGGUCGUCGGCUACUCGAGCCGCACCGAGCUCGCCGAGAUCCUCAAGAGGACCACCACCGGGGCGAAGCAGGCGGUGAACAAGGUCCUCGACGCGAAGACCAUCCUCGAGCACCAGAAGCUCGUCCAGCGCGUCGCUAUCGCGGACCACGUCCAGGACUACGCCGUCCGCCUCGUCCUCGCGACGCACCCCGGCGGCGAGUUCGCCCCGCCGAACGUGACCAGCUUCGUCCGCGUCGGCGCCUCGCCCCGCGCCGCGCAGGCGCUCGUGCUGGGCGGCAAGUGCCGCGCCCUCGUCGCCGGACGCCCGAGCGUCGCCAUCGAGGACAUCAAGUCCAUCGCCCUGCCCGCCCUGCGCCACCGCAUCGCGCUCAACUUCGAGGGCCAGGCCGAGGGCAUGACGACCGACGACAUCGUCCGCAACAUCGCGCAGACUUUGCCGGUCGACGCGCCGAUGCCCGCGUCCUGA
Symbiodinium necroappetens is the source of this 1041-nucleotide messenger RNA. The record is from the annotation of a GenBank genome assembly. Lineage: Eukaryota; Dinophyceae; Suessiales; Symbiodiniaceae.